AUGGCUCAGCAGAUGCUGUUGGCGCAGAAACCUGCCAAGGUUGCACGCCCCAUCUCUUCUAUAGGACUCCUGCGUUCGACACAACUGCACUUGUGUCACUUGGACGAGAUCGUUCGUAAGGCCAUUGCCAGUGGUAUAAACUUGAAGAGGUGUCGCUGCUCACUUGGCACUAUACAACUUCUCGUUCAAAACAUCACCUCCAUCGGCGUUCGACCCAUGGGGCAACGGCUGGCGUGCAGAAUAUUUUUAAAAAACUCCACAAAUACCGAGUUUGCCGACUGGGAUCAUGGUGUCGUCUAUGCGAAUGCACAGAACCUGUCAAGAACAUUAAUGGAAUUGCCCGUGAAUAUGAUGACACGUACUGCGUUCUGCGAGCGCGCCAAAACAGAGUUUAUCGGUAUCCCUAACGUGGAGGAUCAUUCCUGCGAGGUUCCUCUAGAUUAUCUUUUACAGUUUGAUGGUUGUAAAAGUCACUACAAGGACGCCUGUUCAAAAGACGCACAACCUCUUGCUUUCGUGGGCAAGGGCAUCUCUUUCGGCAUCGGAGGAAUCAGAUUGAAACCUUCAGCACUAAGACCAUCGCUCUUCAACUGGAAGGACAUGAAGCUGAUGCGCGGCGACAUGGGCAUAAUCCGAACUGAGCUUGAAAUCGUAUCAUCUCUACUCGCGAUCGCUCAGCUUCAACUCCCAAUCAAUCUUGUCACCGUCACUCCAAUUUGUGAAAACUUGCCCGGCCCCAAAGCCAUCAAGCCAGACGAUGUGUUCGACAACGCUAGUUACGGGGAAAAAAAUCACUUUGCAUCUGGAACUCAGGCAGAUUUGGUGUCGAAAACACCUCUGCGCAUUAAGUCUCCGCAGUACCAGCCUCUUGGAAAAUACUCGCUAGGGAGAUCAACAAACGUGACCAGUAAAACGAGCAAAGAACUGACGUUCAGCAUGCGUAUUCAGGAGGGAGCUGCAGUGGUAUCUGGGGUUGGAUUUGAGGAGUUGCUGAGGAAGACACUGCCGGCGUAUCCAGUUCCGGAACUAGAGAUGGAGACAAGACCGUCGGCAAUGAUGGUCGCUUUUGAUGGGGAUGAAGGAGGACGCGGCAUCCCACCUAAAUUCGAGAUCAGGACGCAAGCCUCGCAAAUAUGCCGAGUUCUAACCCGUGCUGCCAGAUCACUGUUAUCGGAGGGCCUCUCGUCGUACCUCACGUUUGUCCAGACUCGAGGCGUGCAAGGUGUACAAAGAAGGGUAUCGACUGUGGGAACAGCACAGCUGUCAAUCGCACACUUGGUCUUUGGAGGUCUAACAAAGUCCAAACCGGUGCUGUGGAGACUGCGGCAUCUAUUCGUGACGCGUUAUGUGCAUGAAUGGGCAAAUCUGAUGAGGGUACCAACCGCUUCUAGUUUCCAGGUUGACUGGUGCUCUGAAGGGACCAUCGACCUUAUUCUUAUUCCCCUUGCAUUAGAAGUUUUUUUGGGAGUACUUGAAGAGUUCGGAUGGGUCAAUUUCGGUUUCUUUGGUGACCGAGAGUUUGAAGAAGUUGUUAUAGGUUGGCUGGAUCUUGAAGCUACUAUCAUCUUGGAGGGUGGCGCCGGAGGGGUCUUGGACAUUCCGGAUAUUGGUGGGGAUACAGAGGCCUUGUACGGAAUCUGGUACAUCAUGAUCCGCGUCGGGUGUCGACGUCCAUCUCCGAGCAUGAAGAGAGUCGGAACUUGGGUAAAUGACGCGGGCAAUGCGGCAGAGUGGAGGAUUAGCGUCUCACCGCCGCUACGAUGA
Molecule: messenger RNA, 1764 nt
Organism: Suillus subalutaceus
Lineage: Eukaryota; Fungi; Basidiomycota; Agaricomycetes; Boletales; Suillaceae
Exons: 19
Coding region: 1-1764 (587 amino acids)
Biological process (GO): proteolysis
Cellular component (GO): cytoplasm
Molecular function (GO): metalloaminopeptidase activity; manganese ion binding
Source: RefSeq, a predicted model, not a curated record